AUAAUUAUUGUUUCAAGUUCUUUAGCUGUAUUUUUUAACGCCAUGACUCCAAAACUAUUUUUUAUAGGAAUUUUAGGAGUAUUGUUGGUCGGUGGUGUAAACUGCAGUUGUGGUGACAGUCCUACACCUUCUCCAGCAACUAGCCCUCCACCGGCAACUAGUCCUCCACCAGCAACUAGUCCUCCACCCGCAAAUAGUACUCCACCAGCAACUAGCCCUACUCCUGCAACUGGCCCAGCACCUGCAACCGGUCCAACACCGGCAACUGGUCCAGCGCCUGCAACUGGUCCUGCUCCAGCACCUGGUUCUGCACCUUCAAAUGAUGCUGCAAGUAUUACUCCAGACUCUUAUCCUAACCCUAGAAGAGAUGAAAAAGUACAGGACACAUAUGCCGGCGGCGUCACGGUUAAUGAUCCGUACAGAUGGAUGGAAAAUCCAGACUGUCCCGAAACAAAAAAAUUUGUCCAAGACGAGAUGGCUCUUACCACAUCAUAUUUAGAAAAAAGUCCAUUCCGUGCUGAGUUGCAAGCUCGCUACAAAGAAUUGUAUGACUAUCCGAAAAUGUCGGGUCCUUUUCAACAGGGCAAACACUUUUUCACUCUACGAAAUACUGGUUUACAGAACCAAGAACUAAGGACUGAUCAGUUCCAGGGAUUUUCCAGAUCGGUCAUUUUUUACUUUUCGCAUAUGCGCUUGGUACUGGUGGCAGUGAUUGGAGGACAGUGCACUUCAAGGACGUAGAAAAAGGCACUGAUUUCAAAGACAAGU
Messenger RNA from Planococcus citri (citrus mealybug), 768 nucleotides. RefSeq lists its product as uncharacterized. The transcript is spliced from 5 exons. The record is from RefSeq and is a predicted model, not a curated record. Gene Ontology annotation, cellular component: cytosol. The coding region runs from base 43 to 741 and encodes 232 amino acids. Gene Ontology annotation, molecular function: serine-type endopeptidase activity; oligopeptidase activity. NCBI's taxonomy places the organism in Eukaryota, Metazoa, Arthropoda, Insecta, Hemiptera, Pseudococcidae.